Oncorhynchus kisutch (coho salmon) is the source of this 1221-nucleotide messenger RNA. It is a transcript of the gene nol12, whose product is annotated as nucleolar protein 12. The record is from RefSeq and is a predicted model, not a curated record. The transcript has 6 exons. Gene Ontology annotation, cellular component: nucleolus. NCBI's taxonomy places the organism in Eukaryota, Metazoa, Chordata, Actinopteri, Salmoniformes, Salmonidae. The coding region runs from base 130 to 858 and encodes 242 amino acids. Gene Ontology annotation, molecular function: rRNA binding.
GGCCACAAUUUCAAAGAACCAAAGUGCUUGGGAGGUUGUCCCAGUCGGACCACAUUGUAUGAUGCACAUACGAAGCAGGAUAUUCUGAAGCAAAAAGCCAGCUGAAAAACAAGCUCACGUGUUCUCAAAAUGAAAAACUUGAAGAACUGGAACAAAAAGGAAAAAGGGAAGCAUGAUAAAUUUAAACCUGGAUCUAAGAAAAGAGAAAAAUGCGUGGUCAUGUUCAACGAUAACGAGCGACAGGAUUAUCUGACAGGAUUCCACAAGAGAAAGGUGGAGAGGAGGAAAGCAGCAGUGGUGGAAAUCCAGAACAAGAUAAAGGAGGAGCAGAAGAGAGUCAAAGAAGAGAGACACAAGGAGUAUUUGAAGUUGCUGCAGGAAAGAAAAGAGGCUCUCGAUGAGGAUGAUGAUGAAGAAGAUGAAUUGGAGGAUGUGAUAACGGGCACAACCGAGUCUGUACAGUACGAUCACCCCAACCAUACUGUUACCGUAACAACCAUCAGUGACCUUGACCUCACAGGGGCCAGCCUCUUUGCACCAGCAACCAAUCAGGUUACUGAGGAUGGUGAGGAGGAGGUGGUGGAGGAGCAGGAGAAAAUGGGCGCUAUGCCAAAGAAAUCUGGGAAUCCCAUCCUCAAUAAAAAAAUCUGCUCACUGAACGCCUCGCUCCACGCUCACCAGACACAGCGGAAGGGAAGCAGGAAAGGGAAGCAGGAAGGCAAAGGACGAGGCCGGCCAACAGACAAGAAGCCAGCUGCCACAGACAAGAAAGGCAGAAUUGAGAAGAACAGAGUUGGGAGGACCAGCAAGAAGCAAAGACGCAGACUGACUGGGAAGAGGGUACAUCACAAGGACUGAGAGUUAUGAAAAAAUAGAUUUGCAGUGUAAGGGUCUGUCUGGCCUCUUUGUUUGAUCAGGAUCUUAAGCAGCCAUGAUAGACAUUUAGAGUUUGUAUGGUACCAGUUUGGAAAGUCUACGGAGCAAAUAAAAUCACAAAUACACAAACUGCACAUAUUCAUUCUCAUUGAAAGCCAAUGUCUGCCAGAGCGGCUGUUUCAAACACUGUUUUGUUUUAACCAAUUGGACACGACCUGUCUGUUUCCUUUGUUAGGCUCUCUCCUUUCUACAUGUUUGUUUAUAUGCUAACUGCUUUGGUAAUGUUGUAUUUCAUACAAUGUGUAUAUGCUCAAAGUUUGAUUAAAAGAAAAGAAUAUAUACGAA